This is a messenger RNA of Myxozyma melibiosi, 2412 nucleotides long. RefSeq lists its product as uncharacterized. The transcript is spliced from 3 exons. The record is from RefSeq and is a predicted model, not a curated record. Gene Ontology annotation, cellular component: plasma membrane. Lineage: Eukaryota; Fungi; Ascomycota; Lipomycetes; Lipomycetales; Lipomycetaceae. Bases 1 to 2412 code for a protein of 803 amino acids. Gene Ontology annotation, molecular function: calcium-activated cation channel activity.
AUGGACGAUCCUCUGCAGCCGGUCGACGAUCCCCGUCUGCGGAAUCCGGCAGUCAUGACGACCCAGAUCGUUAUCGCUGGAUCCCUAGGAUUCUCGGCCUUCAUCGCAUUCUGCAUCCUGCGUACUCAGUGGCCAGAUUUAUACGCCGCUCGCAUCUCACACCACCCAGGUCUCCCGCCGCUGCCAAAGUCGUUCUUUGGCUGGAUUCCGGUGCUGUAUAAUAUCACGGAAGAGCAGAUACUGGAGCACGCCGGUCUCGAUGCGUUUGUAUUUCUUGGGUUCUUCAGCAUGACCAUCAAGCUCCUUUCGGUUUGCACGUUCUUUGCUAUCGCCGUAAUCUCUCCCUUGCGAAUGCAUUUUACAGGGGUGUACGACGAGGACCAUAUCUCGAACGUGUUUUAUGCUCCGCAGCGAAAGAUGCUCAAGAUAAUAGACCCAAGGUCUUUGGACGCGGUCAAUGCGACCGAAGAGACAACGCCGGCUGACGACGCCUGGCCGGACGACUACGAGUCCUAUCUUUGGUUUUAUGUCAUUUUCGCCUACAUCUUCACCUUCUUGACCAGUUUCUUCCUCCUGAGACAAACCCACCACAUCGUUCGCGUUCGUCAGUCGUACCUGGGCAGUCAAAGCUCCAUCACCGAUCGCACCAUUCGACUCUCAGGCGUGCCCACCGAGCUCCGCAGCGAGGAAGCGCUGAAGGACCAUAUUGAGUCUCUUGGAAUUGGUCAGGUUCGGUCUGUCACGAUCUGUCGCCAAUGGAAGGAACUCGAUAAGCUUAUGGAUCGUCGGCGCAAGAUGCUGUGCAAGGUCGAACGCGCCUGGACAGAGUAUUUUGGCAGCGAGGGAGUCAAGCGAAGCGCGCGCUCGAUCCCGGACGUCAAUUCUCUCCCGCAGUCCCCCGCUAUUCCGCUCGGCUCGGAUGAUAACAGUCUGACUCCUUUGCUCACCAGCGGAGGCCCGUCGACCGGUGACGCGAUGCCGAAUGUGAUCAACGGCCCACCUGCAUUCGGUCGGCGCCGACCUCUUCUUCGCACUGGAUUUCUAGGCCUUUUUGGCAAGCACGUCGACAAGAUCGAUUUCUACACUGCGAAACUCGAGAAGCUGGAUCAGCAAGUCAAGAUGGCGCGUCACAAGGAGUACAAGGCGACGCCGGUCGCGUUUGUGACCAUGGACACCGUCGCGAGCGCGCAGAUGGCUGCCCAGGCGGUCUUGGACCCGAGAGCUUAUCGAUUGAUUGCCCACAACGCUCCCGCUCCGCACGAUGUUAUCUGGAGGAAUUUGUACAAGUCACGAGCCGAGCGGCUGUUCCGACAGUGGAUCAUCACUGUGAUUAUCUCGAUCUCGACCGUGGCCUUGGUGUUCCCUGUUGCGUCGUUGUCGGCCUUUUUGGAUGUCAAGUCGAUUGAAAAGUUCUGGCCCGGGUUGGCUAAUGUUUUGAAUGAGUCUCGGAUUCUGAAUGCGUUGGUUACCGGUUUCUUGCCUACCCUGUUGUUCACGUUGCUCAACGUCAUUGUUCCUUUCCUUUACAAUGGCCUCUCGAAUCUGCAGGGCUACCUCUCGCACGGCGAUGUCGAGCUCUCGGUCGUUGGCAAGAACUUCUUCUACAUCUUUGUCAACUUGUUCCUUCUUUUCACGAUCGCGGGUACGGCUAGUAUGCUGUGGUCUAUUUUGAAGGAUACCACGAAGAUUGCUUAUGUGCUCGCAAGAUCGCUGCAGAAGAUGGCGCUGUUUUAUGUGGAUUUGAUUAUUCUCCAGGGAAUCGGAAUGAUUCCGUUCCGAUUAUUGGAGUUUGGUGUCGUGUUCAAGUAUCCGUUCAUCAAGUUUUUCUCAAAGACCCCUAGAGACUUUCAUAAUCUUCACAAGCCGCCAAAUUUUAAUUAUGGGUUCUUCUUGCCGCAGCCGCUGUUCAUCUUGAUUAUAUGCCUAUCUUACAGUGCGAUGUCAACCAAGAUUCUAACCUUUGGAUUGGUUUAUUUCGUGUUUGGCUACUUUACGUUCAAGUACCAGCUUAUGUACUCUAUGACGCACCCUCAGCAUUCGACAGGAAAGUCAUGGCCCAUGAUUUUCUUCCGCGUCUGCGUCGGUCUGCUUAUCUUCCACCUGACAGUGGCCGGAACGCUCGCGCUCCAGAAAGCGUUCUAUCUCGCAGUCAUGCUGAUUCCCCUGCCGAUCGCGACGCUGAUCAUGAUGUACAACUUCUACGACCACUAUCUUCCUCUGUCGUAUUUCAUCGCCCUCCGAGCGAUCAAGUCAGGCACUACCGACGAGAGCGCAGGCCGGGCGCCUACUCGGACGCUGGACGAGGAGCGCGAGCGGGAUUCGGUGUAUAUCAACCCGAACCUCGUGAGUCCGUUGGAAGAUCCUUGGAUCGCGGACGAGUCGGGCCGGUCAAUCAACGUACACUUUGACUAG